Messenger RNA from Dentiscutata heterogama, 542 nucleotides. The record is from the annotation of a GenBank genome assembly. NCBI's taxonomy places the organism in Eukaryota, Fungi, Glomeromycota, Glomeromycetes, Diversisporales, Gigasporaceae.
CAUCACCUAGUCAAGUAACAAAGAAAAAAAGAGCAAGUCCUAAAACUGAGUUUGAUAAGAUUGAAGCAAAAGUCGAUAUUAUUCACAGAUAUGAAAACUACAUGAAAAAUAAAAAAAAUCCAUGGGUGAUUAGUGUCACAGAUGAAAAUAUAAAUGUUGUCGAAAAGCUCUACAAAAAACUUACUAUACAAAGACUCGAAGUUAUGGCAUUCAACAAUCUAUUUCUUUCGAUAAUUUUUGAUUUAGACAUAAUUGAUAAAUUUAUCACUAAAUGUUUUACACAUGAUGAGUUGUUAAAACUUUCAGAAGUUGAAGAUUUUAAUUUUCUUCCAUCAAAUAAAAUAAAAGCAUAUCGAAAGCUGAAUUUUCAAGCAACAAUUCAAUUAGAGGCAGAGAAAUCUGAAUUCAUAUAUGGGGAAGUUAGUGAACCCCCUUAUAAAACUAUUAGUACAAAAAUUGAAACUGAUAGAAGGAAGCUAAUUCGAUAUAUGAAGCGUAACAAAAGAGAACAGGAGGAGAAAUUUAUUAAAAUUUUGGAAUGA